AUGGCGGACCUACCUACUCUCAACUGGAAAGACGAGGCCUAUUAUAACCAGCACCCAUCCCAAAAGAAACUCCGAGACGCCUGCCUUUCAAGAGUCAGCUGGGACGCAUUAUGCCGCUACGCCUCAUCCAAGAACUCGGACCUGCCAUGCACACUGCUCGAACAAAGUACUCUCGGCGGCGUACACCUCAUUCGACUUUUGAGCUUUUCAUCAUCAGAUCCACAAUCUCCAUCUCCAGAAACAGUUGAAUCAGAUCAAACUCUAUGGAUCGCCCGCGUCCAACUCGAGCAAUCAACACCGGAAACAGAAUCGCUGCUCCGCGCUGAAAUAGAUGCAAUGGAACUCGUGAGGAUACGGACUGAAAUUCCGGUUCCAAGGAUCUAUGGAUACGAACUUAACGAUGUAAAUAGCGUUCGUGCAGCAUUUACUCUUAUGGAAUUUCUACCGGGCCCUUCGGCCAUGGACGCAGACGGCGGAUUCGAGGUUCAUGGUGGCCGGAUACCUGACGAGAGGAAGAAACUGUUUUUUGAGGAGGUUGCAAAAGUACAGGUCCAGCUAUCCUCCAUCCGACUCCCGAAAAUCGGUUCUGUCAUUAGUCGUCCUGACAACUCCUUCGAUGUUGGCCCGCUCCCACAUCUAGGCGGACCGUUCUCAACGGCAAAUGAGUUCUUCGAGGCUUGGGCGCGAUAUGCAGAGUUUCCUAGCUCUGAAGAGUCUAUCCGUGAAAUCAUGAAACACAGCCCCAGUUUGAUCCAGGAGAAGGUUCUAUCCUCUAUCCAGAAUUUCCCUAGAUUGCUACAAGAGCUCGCCUCUGGGGGUAGGAUAUCAACAAGGAACAAUACUGGACCGUUCCCGCUGUAUCACCCAGACCUCUACCACAGCAACAUCAUUGUGGAUGAGUCUUACAAUGUCCUUGGCGUUAUUGACUGGGAGGGCGUUUGCACUGUACCCUGGGAGGUCGUUCAACCGCCGCUAUUCUUAACUACUUUGCCUCCGGCUAUGGAUGACCCCGGGAAUUAUGGAGAGGAUGGACGACCUAAGGACCUAGAUACUGUAAGCCGGUUUGCUGAUACGGCGGACUAUGUGAGAUGUGUACAGGAGAUAGAGGGCGAUAUGGGAAUUGAUCAGAUGUUAUCUGGGAUUCUGUUGAAUCCGGCUGUGCAGGGUCUUGCAUUUGCGCUCAAGGUCUAUUUGGACCCUGGGAAGAUGGGAGUUUAUUGUAAUCUGUUGGAGCCUUUUAGGUAG
Aspergillus puulaauensis is the source of this 1245-nucleotide messenger RNA. Its product is annotated as phosphotransferase family protein. The transcript is spliced from 2 exons. Bases 1 to 1245 code for a protein of 414 amino acids. NCBI's taxonomy places the organism in Eukaryota, Fungi, Ascomycota, Eurotiomycetes, Eurotiales, Aspergillaceae. The record is from RefSeq and is a predicted model, not a curated record.